Phyllopteryx taeniolatus (common seadragon) is the source of this 1989-nucleotide messenger RNA. RefSeq lists its product as uncharacterized. The transcript has 6 exons. The coding region runs from base 304 to 1338 and encodes 344 amino acids. Gene Ontology annotation, biological process: response to bacterium. Lineage: Eukaryota; Metazoa; Chordata; Actinopteri; Syngnathiformes; Syngnathidae. The record is from RefSeq and is a predicted model, not a curated record.
AGGCCCACAGUUAAGUGAUGAGCAUGUGCAUGAAUUUCAUUUCGCAUAGAAAUUCUGCAUAGUGAACAGAAUAGUUGUUUUGUAUGUUACACGUACAGUAUAGAAUUCAUUCAGAGACUGUGAGAACAUAAAGCCAACACACUGGAAAGUUUUGGAGGCCGUAUUUCCACUGGUUUGUGCCGACACAGGAAACGGCCAAUCAGAUGCGUGUGAAAUAGUCCCCUCCCCUUUGGUGUGGUUCGAUGCAAGUCAAUAAAACGUAUGAUGCUGUCUUGAUGGACUGCUUGCUGAAACGGCGACAAAAUGCGGACGGCGCUUCAUCUGCUGCUCCUGCUCAUCCCAAAUGGAGGAUGCACAGGUGGUCCCACCUUUACGACAAAGACCGUUGCAGUUGGACAAAAUGUCUCUAUGGAAUGUCCCCGGGACACAUCCACAUUUCAGGAUCAUCUUUUUUGGAUCCGACUUGUUUCUGGAAGCUUUCCUGAACGUUUAGCUGAGACGACAGCCUUCGAUUUGACGGAACCUCAUCUUUGGCCAUCAAACAGUGGACAUCGCAUCACAGCCAAAAAAGAGCCAGGAAUGUUUGUUCUGCAAAUUGAUCAAGUGCAGAAAAGUGACAUGGGCGUCUACUACUGUUUCAAUUCGACAACAUGGGGUUAUAACGUAACAUUUGUUCAGGGAAUAUUUCUGCAGGUCAAAGAUUUCCCAGAAACAGAACCGUCUGUCUCUCUAGACUUGCCGUCUGAUGCGGGCCCACCGGGAUCACCUGUGACCUUACGGUGCUCGGUCGUCUCCCACCCGGGGAAUAAAAUGUGUACUGAUGGACACGUUUACUGGUUCAGAGCUGGAACAGAUGCCGCGCAUCCCAGCUUCGUUUACGCUCAUAAACAAUGCGGAGAGGUCGUAGGUGGCUCGAUGCAGAAAUGCGAUCACGUUUUCUCAACGGACGUCACCUCCUCCGAUGCCGGAACUUACUUCUGUGCUGUGGCCAGGUGUGGGGAGAUUUUCAUGAGAUCCGCAAAAAUAGCCAUCAUUGAAGUGUGCAGCACGAGUGAUUUACUAAAGUCCGUUAUUUUCAUCUUGGGUGCUGCUUCGGCCUUAAUCUUCAUCCUGUCAGCCUUCCUCAUAUUCAAGAUCAAGACAAAAAGAUGUUUUUGCUGCAAAGCUUGUCCGCAAAGCCAUGACGAAAGGCCCAAUGGUGUGCAGCAGAGAGACGAGGACGCUGUGGUUUAUUCCUUGCCGACCAUCGUCGCCAGGAAACGCGGCAAAACUGGUCAGACCAAUGCGAGACCCACCGAGGAAUUUAGCACGUACACCGACGUCUGCCUCCGUAACUGAAUCCUUAAGACGCAAAAUUAAUACAAUGAUCAUUUCCUUUAGCAUCCCAGCCUAGUGUGUUGAGACCUUUGAUUUACUCUGAUUUCAAAAGUACUGUUGGACUUUACAGUGCAAAACAUAUUUAGGAGCUCAAUGACUUCUCUCGGCGGCACGGUGGCCGACUGGUUAGAGUGUCAGCCUCACAGUUCUGAGGACCCGGGUUCAAUCCCCGGCCCCGCCUGUGUGGAGUUUGCAUGUUCUCCCCGUGCCUGCGUGGGUUUUCUCCGGGCACUCCGGUUUCCUCCCACAUCCCAAAAACAUGCAUGCAUUGGAGACUCUAAAUUGCCCGUAGGCAUGACUGUGAGUGCGAAUGGUUGUUUGUUUGUAUGUGCCCUGCGAUUGGCUGGCAACCAGUUCAGGGUGUACCCCGCCUCCUGCCCGAUGACAGCUGGGAUAGGCUCCAGCACGCCCGCGACCCUAGUUAGGAGAAGCGGCUCAGAAAAUGGAUGGAUGGAUGACUUCUCUCAAUCUAUCAGAAUAGAAAGAUAAAUACACUCAUCAAAAAGUGGUCUAAGGAUAGGAAUUCUAUAUAAUAAUAGGUAGUCACUUUGUAAAUGUGAUGAAUAGAUGUGAUGAAUAGUUUUGAAAAAGUUACUAAAGCAAAAAAAAAUA